Molecule: messenger RNA, 1242 nt
Organism: Miniopterus natalensis
Lineage: Eukaryota; Metazoa; Chordata; Mammalia; Chiroptera; Miniopteridae
Source: RefSeq, a predicted model, not a curated record
AUGGCUGACUCGCCCAGGGAGGGAAAACUGGCCAGGUCUCCGGACUUCAUCCAGCUGAUCGACAUGGCGUCUGAGUCUGUGGGAGGAAAGGUUUUGUUUGCAACAGACGACUUUUUUGCUCCUGCAGAAAACCUUCUAAAGAGGGACAGCCCACGCUUCGAAGAGAAAAAAUAUACCGAGUUCGGCAAGUGGGUGGAUGGAUGGGAGACCAGAAGAAAAAGGAUUCCAGGUCACGACUGGUGCAUCAUCAAGCUGGGGAUACAGGGCAUGAUCCGGGGCUUCGAUGUGGACACUUCUUUCCUCAUGGGAGACUAUGCUCCUCGAGUUUCAAUUCAAGCUGCAAACGUGGGAGAAGAGGACAAAGAACCGAAAAUCGCAGAAAGAGGAGUCAGGAUGGGACUGGCCGCCACCCCGGAGGAGUUUGAAGCUAUUGCUGAGCUGAAGUCCAGCGCCUGGGAUUUCUUGGUUCCCAUGACGGAGCUGAGACCCGGGAAGCCUGCCUCCAGCCACAAUUAUUUCCUGGUUAAUUCCCAGCAGACAUGGACUCACCUGAGACUCAACAUUUUCCCAGAUGGUGGAGUCGCACGUCUCAGGGUUUACGGCAUUGGACACAAAGACUGGGCUGCUACCGAUCCCACGGAACCGAUAGACCUGGUGGCCAUGGCUUGCGGGGGUGCCUGUGUAGGAUUUAGUAACGCGCAUUUUGGGCACCCCAACAAAAUGAUAGGAGCCGACCUGCCCAAGUCCGCGGCCGACGGCUGGGUGACGGCCAGGAGGCCCGACAGGCCGCCGGUGCUGGAGAGCGGGGAGGACGGCGAGCUGCUUGUUCCCGGCGGCGAGUGGGCCGUUUUCCGACUGGCACAUCCUGGGGUGAUAACUCAGAUCGAAGUCGACACAACGCACUUUAAAGGCAACUCUCCGGCCAGCUGCACCUUGGAUGGCUGCAUCCUGACGACCCACGAGGAAGACGACAUGAUCAGGCAAAAGUGGGACCUUCCCAGCCACAGGUGGAAAUCGCUGCUCCCAGUCACGAAGCUGUCUCCCGACCAGAGCCAGGUGUUCGACAGCCUCACCCCAGAGCUCCAGGACGUGGUCACCCACGCGAGGCUCACCAUCUGCCCCGACGGGGGCAUCGGCCGCCUGCGCCUCAAGGGCUUCCCCAGCUCCAUCUGCCUCCUUCGGCCCCGGGACAGGCCCAUGAUGAGGUUCUCCGUGAAGGCCGGGUUCAGGUCCAGCCUUUGA